Molecule: messenger RNA, 616 nt
Organism: Owenia fusiformis
Lineage: Eukaryota; Metazoa; Annelida; Polychaeta; Sabellida; Oweniidae
Source: the annotation of a GenBank genome assembly
ACAGAUUGCGGAAAUCCAAAUCUGGUACUGAAGAGGAAUAUGACGAGAUGUCACAAAUGUUGACUGAAGUGAUUUCCCUAAAAGAAGAUGUGGAAAUGGAAAGAACAAAAACAAAACAGAAGAAGGAAGAAGAUCAAGAAAAAGAUCAAAAGAAAGUGACUGAAAUUCUAGAGAAGUCGAUGAACACCCUUGGUAAACAAACGAAAUCGCCUCAAUCAAGCCCUUCUAAGAAACGACUCUGCAAAAGAGGUAACUUCUUAGAGGAAUACCUCACCAGAAAAAUGGAACUUGAGGAGAGGAAAUUUGCACUGGAAAAGAGAAAAUGGAACGCAAUGAAUCCCAAGAAAGACUGAUGAUGUGGGCAUACUGACAUUAAAACGUCCGUGUCUGUAAUUUUAAUCCUAAAUAGCCACAUUUCAGUACUUACUUUAGUUCAAACAUUUUUUCUCGAUUGAUUAGCAGCACUUUUGACAAGUAAAAAAUCUUGUGCAUACGGAUUUGAUGUUUACUUUAAAAUUAAUAGCACUUGUUGUCUAAUUCAACAAGCCUUACAGAUCAAUAUUAUCAGUAAAAUAUUCUGGAAUGGAAAAUUAGGAUUAGACGUACAUACUCAUAG